Cheilinus undulatus (humphead wrasse) is the source of this 7113-nucleotide messenger RNA. RefSeq names its product SET binding factor 2 (gene sbf2). Bases 271 to 5844 code for a protein of 1857 amino acids. Lineage: Eukaryota; Metazoa; Chordata; Actinopteri; Labriformes; Labridae. The transcript has 44 exons. The record is from RefSeq and is a predicted model, not a curated record.
GCAAGUGCUAACAGCAAGUACAUCUACUCAACCAAGAUAUAAAAAAAUCACAGAACAUUUACCUGGACAUGCGUCAUCAGAGCGUGUUAAGACAGAAUUUAAACACAGGAUUGUUUUAAGAGCUAAUGGGAGAGCCACCAAGUCUACUGGGGAGGAUACAAUUGCUCAUAUGACUGGACUCCAUGGGGUUCAGGAGAGGGAUGUGGAAAGAUCAUUCAACGAUUCCCCAAGAAGGACUGGGAGGGAACGGCCUUUCCUCAGGGCGUGGAGAUGUUCUGCCAGCCUGGAGGUUGGAGGCUGUCCCGCGAUAGAAAACCACCCACCUUCUUCACUGUUGUGCUGACAGAUAUCGAUUCAGACCGACACUACUGUUCUUGCCUGACCUUUUAUGAGGCUGAGGUUAAUCUUCAGGGAUCAAAGAACAUUGAGACUGAUGGAGAUGAAGAUGAAGAUGAAGACACAGAGGAGGAUGGCUUGAUCCAGCCAGCUCAAGUAUUUGCACCCAAAAGUCUCAUUCUCGUGUCCAGGCUGGAUUAUCCUGAAAUAUUCCGGGGGUGCUUGGGUCUGAUCUACACUGUGUACAUUGACAGCCUAAAUUUCCCUUUAGAGGGUCUAGUGGCCAACCUCUUCACAUUCCAGGUUCCCAUUGCUGGUGGAUCCCAGAAGCUAUUCAGCCUGGGAGCAGGAGACCGACAGCUCAUCCAGACGCCUCUGAACGACACACUGCCUGUCACAUGCAAAAGUGUUGCUUUGCUCUUCCAGCAACUGGGAAUCCAAAAUGUUCUCAGCCUGUUUUGUGCGGUUCUGACAGAACAUAAGGUUUUGUUCCACUCCACCAGUUACCAGAGGCUAGGAGAGGCGUGCCGCGCCCUGGAAGCCCUGAUGUUCCCCCUCAAAUAUAGUUACCCAUACAUCCCAAUUCUACCUUCUCGGCUGCUGGAGGUGUUGAGCUCACCGACUCCCUUCAUCAUCGGAGUUCACUCCAUGUUUCAGAAUGAAAUCCAGGAUCUGUUGGAUGUUAUUAUUGCCGACCUGGAUGGAGGAACAAUAAAGAUCCCUGAGUGCAUCCACUUAUCCCUGCUCCCUGAACCUUUGUUACACCAAACACAGACUGCUCUGUCUCUGGUUUUGCACCCUGAUCUGGAGAUAGCAGACAAUGCAUUCCCUCCUCCUCGCACAGCACCCUCCAACCUCAAGUUGUUGGACAAGGAGGUGAGGGCCGUCUUUCUCAGGCUGUUUGCACAACUCUUCCAGGGCUACAGGUCUUGUCUGCAGCUCAUUCGCAUCCAUUCUGAACCUGUUAUUCACUUUCACAAGACUGCCUUCCUGGGCCAGCGUGGCCUCAUCGAAAAUGAUUUUCUAACCAAGGUUUUGGAUGGUAUGGCCUUUGCUGGCUUCGUCUCAGAGAGGGGUCCGCCUUACCGAGCCUGUGAUCUCUUUGAUGAGCUGGUGGCCUUAGAUGUUGACAGCUUUAAGGAAGAAGAGGUGAGCCCUGUCAAGCUGCAGAAGCACAUCAGGGAACUCUCAGAGCAGCUGUACCGAAAUGAGAACCCAAAUCCACAUAUGGCAUUCCAGAAAGUGCCUCGGCCUUCAGAAGGAUCUCACUUGCGGGUACAUCAGGUACCCUUUCCCCUUCUGGAUGAUGAAAAGGUGGAAAAGAUGCUACAGGAGGGCGUAGCAAAACACAGCAGCACACCUCCAUCAACAAGGCUAGAGAAGAAGUGUGUGGUACCUGCUGGACCACCUGUUGUAUCAAUCAUGGGGAAAAGUGGCUCCGUGUUUAACAGUGCUCGCAGGCUGGAGGUGGUACGGAGCUGCAUAUCUUUCAUCUUUGACAACAAGACCCUGGAGACUGAAAAGACACUCCCAGCUGCACUGCGUGCACUGAAAGGCAAAGCAGCUCGCCAGUGUCUCACUGAAGAACUGAGUCUUCAUGUUCAGCAGAAUCGUGCCAUCCUGGACCACCAACAGUUUGACUAUACCAUCCGUAUGAUGAACUGUGCUCUCCAGGACUGCUCCAGCUCAGAGGAGUACACUGUGGCUGCUGCACUGCUGCCCCUAUCAACUGCCUUUUACAGGAAAUUGGCAGCAGGAGUGAACCAGUUUGCUUACACCUGCAUUCAGGACCAUCCCAUUUGGACCAACCAGCAAUUCUGGGAAGCAACUUUCUACAGCGAGGUCCAGGGUCAGAUAAGAGCCCUUUAUCUUAACACCCCAGAGGAGAAAGGCAUCACUGCCAGGAUAAAGGAUGCAUGCCCCCCACAGACAACAGUCAGAGAUGAGGAGCACACAGCUAUGGACUUGGCAGCAGAGCAGCUGCGUUUGUGGCCCAAUCUGAGCAAGGAGAAGCAACAGGAGCUGGUCAAGAAUGAGGAGAGUACCGUGUUCAGUCAGGCCAUCCACUAUGCCAGCCUCAUGGUCUACCUGCUCGUCCCUUUAGACACCAGCAAGAACAAGCUGCUCCGCAACACACCUGUGGCUGACUGGGAGAGCGGCAGCAAUAGCAUCGUCACAAACAGCAUCGCUGGUAGUGUUGCAGAGAGUUUUGACACGGAAAGCGGCUUUGAAGACUCGGAAAACAGCGAUGUGGCCAACUCUGUGGUCAGGUUUGUGGCUCGCUUCAUUGACAAGGUUUGCACAGAAAGCGGAGUAACCCAGGAGCACAUCAAGAGUCUGCACAGCAUGAUCCCAGGCAUAGUCGCUAUGCAGAUGGAAGCUCUGGAAGCUGUUCACCGGGAGAGCAGGAGGUUACCUCCCAUCCAGAAGCCCAAGAUUUUGCGUCCAGCACUUCUUCCUGGAGAAGAACUGGUGUCAGAGGGGUUGCGGGUUCUUCUGGACCCUGAUGGUAGAGAGGAGGCGACUGGGGGCCUUUUGGGGGGCCCACAUAUCCUGCCAGCAGAGGGAGCUCUCUUUCUCACCACAUAUCGCAUAAUUUUCAAAGGAAUCCCCCAUGAUCCACUGGUGGGGGAACAGGCAGUGAUCAGAGCGUUUCCAGUGUCCACACUGACCAAAGAGAAGAAGAUCAGCAUUCAGAAUCAGCUGCAGCAGAACAUGCAGGAGGGCCUGCAGCUCCGCUCUGCAUCGUUUCAGUUGAUAAAAGUAGCUUUUGACGAGGAGGUGAACUCAGAGACUGUGGAGAUCUUCAGGAAGCACCUCCAGAGGAUCCGCUACCCACAGUCCAUCUUCAGCUCUUUUGCAUUUGCAGCAGGACAAACAGCACCUCAGCUCAUUCUUCCAAAGCAGAAAGAAAGAAACACUGGCUUCAGAACCUUGUCCAAAACUAUUGUCAAAGGAGCAAAGAGGGCUGGAAAGAUCACAAUGGGUCGAGGCAGCCAGACCACACUGAAGAAGAAUGACAGAGGGAGCAGAAUGACCUGGCAUGAAGACGAUGACAUUUCAAUAUCAGAUGAUGGCGAGCCGCCACCCAGCAGCACCCUGCGUGCAUCUGAGAAGUCCACCAUGGAGCAGCUGGUGGAGCAGUCCUGUUUCCGUGAUUACCAGCGUCUAGGCCUGGGUACAAUCACGGCUAGCUCAUCUCGCACAAAGUCAGGGGAACAAUUCAGGAUCACAGCUGUGAACAGACUCUACUCCCUCUGCCGCAGUUACCCGGGGCUGUUGGUGGUUCCCCAGGCAGUGCAGGACAGCAGUUUACACAAAGUGGCUCGCUGCUACAGACACAACCGUCUGCCAGUUGUAUGUUGGAAACAUCCUCGAACUAAAGCUGUGCUGCUUCGCUCAGGAGGCUUCCACGGCAAGAGUGUGGUUGGAUUGUUUAAAUCACAGAACCCCUCCUCAACAGCUCCAGCAUCAUCCUCAGAAUCGUCCAGUAGUCUUGAACAGGAGAAGUACCUGCAGGCCAUCCUCAGCUCCAUCCCUGUUUACUUCAAAAUGAACGGAAACAACACCCUGUCCAACCGCUCCCUUAUUGGCCUCUCCCCAGGCAGUGACAGAAGGACGUCCAGGAUACCAAAGAUGACUCCUGUUCACUUAGACCUGCCAUUCUCAAACAGCUUCACCAGAGGAGUUCUUGAGUACAGAGAUAAACUGUUCACUCACUCAAACCAAAAACCUGUCACAAAGAAGAGAGUGGAACAUCAAGGCAUGUGGGCUAGCCUGCGCUCCAGCAGCAGACUCAGCCAUCACCCGUCAACAGGAGACGUUGGUGCCAGACUUGCAGGGAAGGAUCUGGCACCCCCUGCAGGCAGUAAUAGUCUACAGGCUCAGCUUCUGAAACAGCAAGCUGCCCUAUACGUCUUUGGGGAAAAAUCACAUUUAAGGGGUCUCAGAGUGGACUCCUCUCUGAACUGUGAACUGGUGCCAGUGGAUUUUGCAGACACGCGGCAGGUAAAGGCCUCUUUUAAGAAGCUACUGAGAGCCUGCGCUCCCAGUGCCACCUCAACUGACGCAGAGGACUCCUUCCUCAGAGCCUUGGAGGACUCUGAAUGGAUCCUGCAGCUUCACAAGAUCCUGCAGCUGGCACUGAUUCUGGUGGAGCUUCUGGACAGUGGCUCAUCUGUUCUCCUCAGCCUGGAGGACGGCUGGGACAUUACUACACAAGUGGUAUCUUUGGUGCAGCUGCUGAGUGAUCCUUUCUACCGGACUCUUGAAGGUUUUCAGGUGCUGCUGGAGAAAGAGUGGCUCUCCUUUGGCCACAAGUUCAGCCAGCGAAGCAAUCUGAGUCCCAGCAGCCAGGGCAGUGGGUUCACACCCAUCUUCCUGCAGUUCCUGGACUGUGUUCACCAGAUUUUGGAACAACAUCCUCUGGAGUUUGAGUUUAAUCAAUAUUAUCUGAAGUUCCUGGCCUAUCACCACAUCUCUAACCGCUUCAAGAACUUCCUGUUGGACUCAGACUACGAGCGCUUGGAGCACGGCCUGUUGUUUGAGGAUAAAGGAGAUAAACAGGCCCGGAAAGGUAUCUGUAUCUGGGAAUGCAUCAACAGGAUGCACAAGAGGAGUCCCAUCUUUCUGAACUACCUGUACACCCCAUCAGAGAGUGAUCAGGUGACCCUAAAGCCGUCCAUCAGCAUCCCCUGCCUGAAUAAAUGGGACUUCUUCACGGAUGAGACUCUGUCCACGGGGCCAUGUUACGACUGGAGAAUGAUGGCCGUGAGAUCAGAAAGCUCAGAGGAGGCAGAAACACUCUCCAACAGUAAGAGGAGGAUUGUGUGGCCAUGUUACAGCAGUGUGAGCCGUGCCCAGCCUGAUGCUAUCACCAAACUCCUAAAUGACAUCGAGAGGCUGGAGGGUGAGCUGAACCAGACUCCUGAGAAGUGGCAGACAACUUUAGAGAGGGUCAGACUCAGCAUUCAGGAUGACCUCACCAUAGAAGGAAACCUCCGUAAACAGUCGUUGUCAAUCUCAGGCCUUAUUCCCACGUCCAGCCUCCAGGCUUUCCAGCGGCGCUCCAUGCUGCACCUGCCAGACAGCGGGCUGGGUGAAGACCGCAGCACCACCACAGCCAAUGGGAUCAACCGCCGAGCUGCAACACUUUACAACCAGUUCACCCCAAAGAGUGAGGAGAACAGGUCUUAUGAGGGAAUCCUGUAUAAACGUGGUGCGCUGCUGAAAGGUUGGAAACCUCGCUGGUUCGUUUUGGAUAUCACCAAACACCAGCUGAGGUACUACGACACUGGCGAGGACACCAACUGCAGAGGCCACAUUGACCUGGCAGAGGUGGAGUCGGUGGUGAUCGCCGCCCCUACAAUCGGAGCUCCCAAACACAUCAGUGAAAAGGCUUUCUUUGACCUGAAGACAAGUAAGCGAGUCUACAACUUCUGCGCCUCAGACGCACCCAGCGCUCAGUUGUGGAUGGACAAGAUCCAGAACUGCAUCUCUGACGCCUGAUCACGGAGAUCGACAUAGUGAACUGUGGAGGAGGCGUCGAGCAAAGGCGUGACGAGUGCUCGGCUUUCAGAUGUCUUAAAUCGUGGGACCACAGAGAACAAAGUGCCUGGUAGCAGAGGAUGGAUUGUGUUCAUCCGCCUCUCUGCCUGUUACUUAGCAGCUAGCCAGGCUGACCUCACUCCUCUUCAGCCAGAGUUGAACACUUUCGUCUCUGCUGUCAGCCGCCUCCUCGCCUCCGACAGGGAUCAAGUGAAGAUAAGCUGAUGUUUAAGGAGACUGCACUACAGGAAAUGUUAUCCUACUUAAGCUGUAAAUAGAUCAAAGCAAUAUCACUGGCCAUUCAAACUGUGGGUUCAAUUUUAGACUCUAAAGAAAUAGAAAAUAGCCUAUAAAAGAAUUUCUAUCAGAUAUUUUACUACAAGGUUAUUGCUGCUUAAAGAAACGUUAAGAACCACCAAAAACUCAGAGGUUUAAUGCACAACAUGAGAAGCAAUUUGUUUGCACUUCGCUCUAAAGUAUGCACUCCUUAUCAAAUAUAGAUUUUCUAUCAGAUGCAGGCAGAGGCUAAAGGCAUUUCUUUACAGUGUACAUAAGAUGUUUCAACAAGACAGAGUCGGUGAAAAGAAUUUGCACAGUGAGUUCAAAAGAGUGGCGUGACAUUUUUCUAUUUAAAGAAGUGAUGUUUUCUCUGUUUAGUUGAGUGUUAAUGACUCUGGAUAACACAUUUGUCUCAUGUACUGUAAAUUAUUAUUUUUUAUUAAAAGUGUAACAGUGUAAGUGUGGUGGCUUCAUGUAUGUUCUGUAAAUACCUGUGUGACAUUUCAUUUUAUAUACUGUAUGUACCAAACAUAAGUAUACUUUUCUAACCUAACUCUAAUGUGACCAACAAGUCUACGUUUUUUAUGUUGUCGUUACCGGUGCAAAAAAAAAAAAAAAACCUGAGUGGCCUGUUCCUGUUUGUGAAACAUUGUUCUGAAAAAGAAAUAGAGACCCUUUUUUGUCACUGUUCAGAUCAUCCAGGCAUGUGUCUGUGUCUUUUAAGGGCUUUUUUUUAAAGAAGUAAACAGUUAUUUCAUGUGAGACUUUGUGGUUUUCAGAGAUCCUCAUGUCACCCGUUCUUUGUGCGAUUUUUGCAGCUUCAGUGAAAAGAAGACAACACAGAAAUUAUUCGAAGAUGUCAGAGGCUUUCUCGUUAUUUUAUCUUCACCAUCAUUUUUGGUGACACUAAUUUUUCUUUAUUGGAAAAUAAACCAAACAUACUUGAAUCUA